This is a messenger RNA of Coccidioides immitis RS, 2187 nucleotides long. RefSeq lists its product as uncharacterized. NCBI's taxonomy places the organism in Eukaryota, Fungi, Ascomycota, Eurotiomycetes, Onygenales, Onygenaceae. The record is from RefSeq and is a predicted model, not a curated record. Gene Ontology annotation, biological process: protein transport. The transcript has 2 exons. Bases 107 to 1234 code for a protein of 375 amino acids.
CUCCUAACCAAUCUCUGGGAUAAAUCGUCGCCCCAGGAAAUACGGAGUAGAAAACAUAUCAUUCUAUGAUUCCUACAUGCUUUAAUAUGGGUGCUCUGGAGUAGCAAUGCCACUACCAAAGCAAACAACAGAUUUAAUCUUCUCCCUGCAGGCCCUGAUUUACCGCAUCCGCCAACUCAUCAAAGAACGACGUGGCUACUCCAAGACCAAGGCGCGCGAACUCGCCAAGCUUCUCAAGGAAGGCCGCGAUGAUUUUGCCCGCAUCAAGACGGAAGAUGUGAUCGCGAACGACAACCUGAUCUCUGCGUUGGAGAUUAUCGAGUUACAUUGUGAGCAGUUGCAUGUGCGGGCAAAUAUAUUGGAUCAUCUUGCGUUUGGGCAGAAGAAGAAGGGGAAAACGUUGGCUGUAAGGAGGAGAGGGAACCACGCUGGGAACCACGCUAGGAGCGGGAGGGUGGCGCCCUCGACGAUAGAAGGGAGCAGUGGAGGCGGCGGAUGGGGAUUUUGGAGUAUUUUUGGCCUUGGUGAUGGCUCGCAGACCCAACGACAGCGGUCAAAUACCCGAGAUGCUCAGAGUGUUGCGCGUCCCCCGACGCAUGAAGCAACCGUCGAUGAUGGCGUUGCUGAAGAUGUAGAGGUUAAAGACGGUGCUGAAACCGCUGAAGACAGGGAACCUGAAGUCUACAUCGACCCGGAACUAGAUCGUGCCGCUGCUGUGAUAUUCUACUCCUAUCCACGCCUUCCUCGGGACAUUACAGGGCUACCGGAACUCCGUGUAAAGCUAAUACAAAGAUGGGGAAAUGAAUUUGCAAGCAGAGCACAGGAUGACGAUGAUUUGCCUGUCGAUUUGCCGGAAGAACUGGUAGAGCGGUUACGAGUCCAGAAGGCAUCACCAGUUUUGGUUGAGAAGUAUCUAAAGGAAAUUGCAAGGAGUCAUGGGCUCCGGUGGCACCAGGAUGAAGAUGAAGAUGGGGACGGGGAAGGGGGUCAGACCGUUGAAGAAGACAAUCAGCUCCCGGAAUUCGUCCAAGAAACAGACACACAAGCACCUGAGAAACGCGGGAUAGAAGGUCCAAAGGGAAAUAUGAAAGGAGUCGAUGCCCACUCGCCUGGCACGUUAGCUGACAUUAAGCCAUCGCCAGCACAAGUAGCAGAGGCCGAGAGCACCAAGAUUGGUGGUGGCAUACCUGAAGUGGAUGAGUUGGCAAAAAGAUUUGCGGCUCUGAAGAAAUGACCAGGGGAAAUUUCUUCAGCUUGACGAAUGAUAUAUCACAGGCUCCUGGGCAGGGAGUUGGCACUAGCAAUAUGCUUUCUCAACAGCGUCUAUAUCCGCGAUUAAUCUGAGCUCUGGGCGAAAUCAUUGUCUGAAUGCGAGACAGAGACACGUAAAUAUUACGACAAGGUAAUAUUGUCAUGAGCAUGGUAUUUUUAAAUUCUAUUUUUGUAAGCGAUCUUCCUCAUCAAGUUUGACUCUCUUGAGGUACUGUUCUAUAAAUCCACUGAUACGUUUUACUUUGAUGUGUUUCCAAUCUGUAUUUCGACCCAGGGGAUAGUUAAGAUGCAACGGAGCUCGAAGCCUCCUCUUCUCGGAUUAACAAUUGUUUCUUAUCGAAACAUUGGGUAUCUAAGUCUAGUCUACGUAUGUAUGUAUGUACAUUAAGCUGUGCUGAAAAUAUAUAUAUAUAUAUAUACCAGAAAAGCACCACUACGUCGAUCCAUGCAAUCCCUUAAGUCCCGUCUCAACGAGGCUGAGGGUGUCUUUCGGCGUUCCAGCAGAUGUAUCAUCAGUUUUAUCGGAAGUGCUUGCUUGAAUUAAUCGUUGUUCUGGACAGGUCCAAGCUCUUUGAUUUUCAGAUCCAUUGUGCUCCAAGGAAAGUAUAUACGGGACGAGAGGUACGGAGGAUGGCCGUUGGCCACGCCACCUGGGAAUUUCUUUCCAUAACGCGUAGUAAAAUGCAGCAUUACCGACAAUAGAUGCACAAACGAGUUCUAUCGACGCCCACUGUCAGGGGAGAACGAGAAGGUCAGCAUUGUUGUAGGCUAAAAUGGAGGCUUAAACGAAGCGGUGUGUGAAAGCAUGACGUACCAUGGUGCGAGUCGUCUGCGAGUUGGAAUGCAAGAAGAUGAGCGGUAAACGGAUGAUGGUUACUACAACCACAAUAGUUCCCACAAGGAAGAGCAAUGUCA